AUGGAUGAUGCAGAAGAUAAGAGGCUGAACUUGAACGACACCGUAAUUUCUGUUGGCAGCGGAAGUGGUGGCAAUCCGCCAGCAGGAGUAAGAGGCAGGAGGGGCGAAUUUCUGGAUCUAAACGAUGCACUUGGAUUGCCUCCAGAUGAGAAUAUUGACAUUAAGGAUGACUUUAUCAUUGAGGACGACGAGGAGUCUUUAAAGGCAGCAAAAUGGAAUGUGAAAUUGACUCUGCGUUCUCAUCUCGACGCUAUUCGUGCAAUGCAGUUUCAUCCAGUUGAACCAGUAUUGAUCACAGCUGGAGAGGAUGGGACUGCAAAGCUGUGGAAUCUUGACGGAGCCAAGGAGAAAUCGGGUAGGUGUCAUUACUCUAGCACGAGGGUAGUAACUCAUUUCCUUCUGUUCCUAAAUAAUAGGGUGGGCUGCUCACGGAAUUUUUGGGGAAGGGAAGCGAUAUAA
Messenger RNA from Cooperia oncophora, 459 nucleotides. The record is from the annotation of a GenBank genome assembly. Lineage: Eukaryota; Metazoa; Nematoda; Chromadorea; Rhabditida; Trichostrongylidae.